Molecule: messenger RNA, 1218 nt
Organism: Punctularia strigosozonata HHB-11173 SS5
Lineage: Eukaryota; Fungi; Basidiomycota; Agaricomycetes; Corticiales; Punctulariaceae
Exons: 5
Coding region: 1-1104 (367 amino acids)
Source: RefSeq, a predicted model, not a curated record
AUGGUGCUCGCACGCGCGUCUCUCCUGGUUUCGUUUCUCCAUGUGGCUUUGGUGCUGUCAAAACAGUGCAGGGAACAAUCGGUUCCUGUAGCCGUCAGCGCGCGGAAUGCUGUAUUCGGGAAGCAGGAACGUCUGGUGGACGACCUCGACGUAACUUUCUUCAUGCAAAACAUGACGACUCCAGGCCGCAACUAUACCGGAGAUGUCCUUACAGGAUACACGAGCAUUGAGGACACAUACAGCAUCUCCGAUUUGAUCAAAGGCAAAUACUGGGAUCCCUCGAUUGACCCCCAGCUGUAUUCGUACAUAGACAUCGCUACCGACACCUUCGGCUAUAGGACUGUAUCAUAUGACCGGCUUUCUACUGGCGACUCCAGCCGUCCAAACCCGUAUAGCGUAGUGCAGCUGGAAGUCGAGCUUGCCAUCCUCGACAAGCUGACUACUCUGGUCCGCACCGGACAACUCCUCGAUAUUGGCAAAUCCUCGUCGGUUGUUCACGUCGGCCAUUCGUUCGGCUCCAUCUUGACUUUCGCUCUCGCCGCGAAGUAUCCCAAGAACACCGAUGGCAUCAUCCUGACCGGUUUUAGUCAAUCGCCGAGCAAGGAAGCGUCGCUCAUCACCACUGCUGCUUUCAACGCGAAAAUGGCGCGCAGCGAUAAUUCAACUCUAUGGGGCAAAGCUGGUCUCAACCUCGACCCAGGCUAUCUAACGUGGAAUGACGUCUACUCCAACAUCAUGGACUUCUACUAUCCUCCCGGAAGCAUGCGUGACGUUCAUCGCUACGCCGAAGCAACUAAACAACCAUUCACUGUUGGGGAGUUGCUCACCAUGGCAUCUUCCCCUUCUAUGGCUCCCGACUUCACCGGACCGGCUAUGGUUGUUACUGGCCAGCAGGACGCGAUCUUCUGCGGCAUUAACUGCUACUAUACCGACGGAUUGCCGAACGUGUCGAGCAUUCCAGAGCUCACUGGACGAAACCUUCCGAAAGCGUCCGCAUUCAACGUGCUCGUCCAGCCGAACACCGGCCACGCCUUGAACCUGCACUUGAACGCGACCGGAGCCUUCCGCGCAAUCAACGAGUUCUUGGGGGUCCAUGGAUUGUGAGGCGCGCUGACUCGGAUGAUCGCGUAUUAGAUGGCAAGGAUGGAACGGUAUAUCAUGGUAGAAGACAAUAAUCUCGUGUGUGUAUGGUCAAGCCGCGUUUCAACUAGAGAAUCA